Cololabis saira (Pacific saury) is the source of this 1793-nucleotide messenger RNA. RefSeq names its product crystallin, beta B1, like 3 (gene crybb1l3). NCBI's taxonomy places the organism in Eukaryota, Metazoa, Chordata, Actinopteri, Beloniformes, Belonidae. The coding region runs from base 136 to 765 and encodes 209 amino acids. The transcript is spliced from 6 exons. Gene Ontology annotation, molecular function: structural constituent of eye lens. The record is from RefSeq and is a predicted model, not a curated record. Gene Ontology annotation, biological process: visual perception; lens development in camera-type eye.
UGAGAAGUCAGAAUCUUGCCUCUAUAGUGUCACUCUCAAUGUGAAUGUAUAUAUAUAUCCCCACUCACAAGGCCUGCGUCCGUCACCCUCUCCAAAGGUCAGCUUGUUUCAGCUUUCACUUGUAACUAUUUGAUUAUGUCUCACUCAGGUGCUCAAGGCAGCAUUGGCAGCCACUCGGCCAUAGGGCUGCGCAAUUCCAAGAUAUACCUCUACGAGUUUGAGAACUUCCAGGGCCGUAGGAUGGACCUGUUUGGAGAGUCCCGUAACUUGAUGGAGAAGGGUUUUGAGAGAAUUGGCUCCAUCAGGGUCGAGUGUGGGCCCUGGGUGGGUUAUGAGCAGCAGAACAUGAGUGGUGAGAUGUUUAUGCUGGAGAAGGGAGAGUACCCCCGGUGGGACACAUGGUCCAACAGCUACAGAUGUGACCGCAUCAUGUCAGUCAGGCCUGUCAAAAUGGACCCACAGGACCACAAGAUUUGCCUGUUUGAAUGCACAACCUUUGAGGGCCGUAAGAUGGAGGUUUGUGAUGAAGAUAUUCCAAGCUUGUGGUCUUAUGGCUUCCAGGACCGUGUUGCCAGCAUUCAAGUCACCGGUGGAACCUGGGUUGGCUACCAGUACCCUGGCUACCGUGGUUUCCAGUAUGUGCUUGAAUUUGGCUCUUUCAAGCACUGGAAUGAAUGGGGGGCCCACCAUCCCCAGAUCCAGUCCAUCCGCAGGGUGAGAGAUAUGCAGACGCACCGCCGGGGCUGCUUUGAGCUGACCGCCUAGAUGAGUCUGCCAACUGCAGGCUAACACGAGGGAAGAGCAAGAGGCUCGGUCUCAUUACGGCGCUAAACAUCCUCUGGAAAUUCUCAGCCAGCCACUAGCUACAGAAGCUAAUGGUUCCUCAACACUGUUAUUGUUUUACUGGUAGAGUUUGGAAGUAUGCAGAACUGUGAAUGACUCUGAAUGGGAUGAUAAAUUCUUCUGUAACGCUGGUAAAAACAAUAGCAAAGCUAUUUGUCUACAGACCUCAUAAAAAAAGAUUAUAUUAUAUUUAUGAACAAGAAGGGGGGGAUAAAGGGCAUGAAUAGAGUUAACGGUUUGUGUUUAUUAGUUUGUUAUAAUAAUAUUUGCAAUAAAACCCUUUGAUUUUUAUUUACAUACCUAUGUGUUUCAAGCUGAAAUUAUGCCGAUGAGCCUGUUCAGCAAAAUACUGCCCCUCUCUUGGGAUCCACUGAUUUAUUUAUUUAUUUAUUUCUAAGUAAAGGGAUCGACAGUUCUUUAACAUGUACUACCAUGGACAGCUCUCAUCUCUGUACUUGCCCUGCAGUAAGUUUACAAGGCAGGAGGAGGCACUAUCUCCUCAUCACUAGGUGGAAGCCUGGGUGACUGGAAGACGAUCUGUAAUUAGACCAGGGAUUGGCAACUCUGGAGGGCCACUGUGGUUCAUGUUUUUCUAUUUAAUCACACCCGUCUAGAAGUGGCUGCAUCAUUAACAGAGUUGUGCAAACCUUGAUGACAAGUUGGUGAUGACCAUUAAUUUCAAUCAAGUGUGUCAAAGCAGGGAAACAUCUAAAACAUGCAGGACAGUGGCCCUCGAGGACCAAAAUUGCCCAUCCGUGAAGUAGACAAAAGGAUGAAGGUUGUGCAGGGUUGUGGUAUACUGACGCUAAUAUCUUUUGUGCUGGCCUGUUUCAGCUCAUUGAUGGGACUGUUCAGAGAUUUUGCAUUUUACACUCUCUCAGGGAUGCUGGCAUCUGGAAAGCAACUUUCCAAUGGAAACAAAUUAAAUAAAAAACAUUAUAUGGACAUUA